Molecule: messenger RNA, 476 nt
Organism: Wyeomyia smithii (pitcher-plant mosquito)
Lineage: Eukaryota; Metazoa; Arthropoda; Insecta; Diptera; Culicidae
Product: cx9C motif-containing protein 4
Exons: 3
Coding region: 234-476 (80 amino acids)
Cellular component (GO): mitochondrial intermembrane space
Source: RefSeq, a predicted model, not a curated record
GGACCUUCUCAAAAAUCUUACCUAAUAUAUUUUUAUAUCAAAUCUGGCAACUCUUAUUGUCAGUUUUGGAAAUGUACUUUUAUUAUUAUUCAUCAAAGCAGUACUACCGGCAAAAACUAUUAGCUUAUUAAUUUUCUCAUCAAGGUAUAUCGAAUCUUGAUAAGCAUCUCACUGGUAACUGGUGUUAAAAAUUUGCAGACUAAAAGGAAAAUUGUAUACAUCCGCGGUGCUGGAUGUCUAGUAAGUCUAAAGAUCCUUGUAAAGCUUCUGCCUGUCGCAUACAAACGUGCCUCAAAGAAAAUAAAUUCGACGAAACCAGAUGCUACGAUGUUCUAGAGGACAUGCGCCAGUGUUGUUUGAAGUGGCACAAAGUAUCGCUGUGUUGUUCAGGAAUAAAACUAGAUCGCGAUUAUAAGCUAGAAAAGAAUAUCGUUGAACGUGAGCGUAAGGAAAAAAGUCACCCCACACAGAAAUGA